AUGUGCAACAAGGGGAAGGAGAAGGUGAAUGAAGAAUCAGUAGCCAAUUUGAAGACGGGUGAGAAUCUGAACAAUGAGAACAAGCGAAAGGCAAUCGUGCUAGGAGAGUCCCAUAUUGAAACUCAGAAUUCAAAGACUCCCAAAAAAGAUGUUGCUGAAGAAGAAUCAACUGAUUCAUCGAAAGAAAUUUCUCCAUUUCUUCUUUUUGGAUUCAUUGUUGAUCUCAGGAAAGGAAUUCAAAAAGCUUACUCAUGUAAAUUUUGUAGCAGAAAGUUCACGAGUCCACAUGCAUUAGGUGGCCAUCAAAAUUCUCACAAAUUAGAGAGAAGUGUCAAAGAAAAGAUCCAAGCUUUUAACAAAGCCUGGAUAAAUUACUCAAAUGAUAAUCAAGGGAUAAGUCUAAACAACAUCCCUCCAUUCCAUAUGGGGUGUGGAUAUCAAUAUCAUGGAUAUAACAAUAUGAUUCAGCAUGCAGGGCCAUCAAACUUUUAUGCCGAGAAUUUGUAUGGUGCAUUGCAGCAUAUUUCGGAGAUAGAUGAAGUGAACGAGGGAGAUGCUGGUAGUGAUGAAUUUGAUCAGGAAGACAAAGAGACUCAAGAGGAGGAUGCAUCCAAGAUUGAUUUAACCCUUAAGCUUUGA
Messenger RNA from Medicago truncatula (barrel medic), 639 nucleotides. Its product is annotated as zinc finger protein GIS. The record is from RefSeq and is a predicted model, not a curated record. Bases 1 to 639 code for a protein of 212 amino acids. Lineage: Eukaryota; Viridiplantae; Streptophyta; Magnoliopsida; Fabales; Fabaceae. The transcript has a single exon.